AUUAGAAAUUUGAAGGGUGGAAAAUGAAUCAACCAAUGAUCACCUUAUCUUUCUCUGCCCCAUCUCUCUCUCUCGGCAAAUUUUUAAUCCCUCGGUUGCGUGCUCUGCCCCAGCCGCACACUGUCGCACAAUUUUCUCCCCUACAUAAAAACUUUCCCCUUUUGUCUUCCAUAAAUCAUAGAAAACCCACUCUCCAAAUUGUAGCUGCUGCUUCUUCUCCUUCUUCUCUUGCUAUGGAUUCAAGCGCCAGUACUGAAAUAGCCCAUGACCACUCUCCUUUUCUUAAGAUCUAUAAAGACGGUCGAAUAGAGCGAAUUGCAGGCAUAGAGAUCGUACCCCCAUCUCUGGAUUCCAAAACCGGUGUUGAAUCCAAAGACGUGGUUAUCUCACCCGAAACAGGCGUAUCUGCUAGGCUUUACAUUCCAAAAACCACAAAGGAAUCACAAAAAAAGCUUCCUCUCCUUGUUUACUUUCAUGGUGGUGGGUUUUGCAUCGAAACCGCUUUCUCUCCACAGUACCACAACUACUUGAACUCGUUUGUGGCUGAAGCCAAUGUUGUUGCGGUCUCUGUUGAAUAUAGGAGAGCCCCAGAACACCCUGUUCCUAUUGCUUACGAUGAUUCGUGGGCUGCGCUUAAAUGGGUUGCGUCUCAUACUGAUGGAAAAGGUCCUGAUGAAUGGUUGAAAAACCAUGCAGAUUUUGAAAGUGUGUUUUUUGCUGGGGACAGUGCUGGGGCUAAUGUUGCUCAUCACAUGGGGUUGAGGGUUGGAUUAGAAGGACUUGCUGGUGUUAAGCUUGGUGGGAUUGUUUUAGUGCAUCCAUAUUUUUGGGGCAAAGAACCAAUUGGUGGGGAAGAUACUGACGCUGAGAAGAGAGGAAAGGUUGAAGCUUUGUGGCGAUUUACAUGUCCAGCAACGAGUGGCGCUGAUGACCCGUAUAUAAACCCAGGUACGGAUCCAAAACUAGGGAGUUUGGGGUGUAAGAGAGUGCUAAUUUGUGUUGCUGAGAAGGACAUGUUGAAGGAUAGGGGUUGGUAUUACAGUGAGUUAUUGGGUAAAAGUGGAUACACAGGGGUUGUGGAGGUUAUGGAAGCAAAAGGAGAGGACCACGUGUUCCAUUUGAUGAACUCAACUUGUGACAAUAGUGUUGCCUUGCUCAAAAGGAUUGUUUCUUUCAUCAAUCAGGGUCAGGCUUGAAAUGGUUCUAUUCUAUAUCUGUCUCUCUUUCAAUAGUCUCAUUAGGGGUAGUAUUUCAAUUGAAAAAUAAUUAGUUUCUAUUUGGUUAUGGUACUCUGAUUGACGUUUGUUCAAUAAAAGAGACAGAUAAUUCAGAAAAGUGGUGAACAAAUCUACUAAAGAGGUCGUUGUUUGAUUUGAUCAAUGAAGAUAAGAUCUCUAUUUAGCAUGAU
This is a messenger RNA of Quercus lobata, 1408 nucleotides long. RefSeq names its product probable carboxylesterase 12. Gene Ontology annotation, molecular function: hydrolase activity. The transcript has a single exon. Lineage: Eukaryota; Viridiplantae; Streptophyta; Magnoliopsida; Fagales; Fagaceae. The coding region runs from base 24 to 1196 and encodes 390 amino acids. The record is from RefSeq and is a predicted model, not a curated record.